This is a messenger RNA of Prunus armeniaca (apricot), 240 nucleotides long. The record is from the annotation of a GenBank genome assembly. NCBI's taxonomy places the organism in Eukaryota, Viridiplantae, Streptophyta, Magnoliopsida, Rosales, Rosaceae.
AUGCGAACUUUGGAGGUGAGCAGCAUUGAGUGGGAGUUCAUAAACAUGUCUGAACAAGAAGAAGAUCUCAUUUGCAGAAUGUACAAGCUCGUCGGAGACAGGUGGGGUCUUAUAGCUGGGAGGAUUCCGGGCAGGAAAGCAGAAGAAAUAGAGAGGUUCUGGUUAAUGAGACAUGGAGAAGUAUUUGCAAGUAGAAGAAGAACAGAGCUUAAGAGUAACAGUAAGAGAUACAACUCCUGA